Messenger RNA from Lolium perenne, 2072 nucleotides. Its product is annotated as protein IQ-DOMAIN 2. Gene Ontology annotation, molecular function: protein binding. The record is from RefSeq and is a predicted model, not a curated record. Lineage: Eukaryota; Viridiplantae; Streptophyta; Magnoliopsida; Poales; Poaceae.
CCUUCCAAAACCUCCAUCUUUCUCUGUAGUCUGUACGCUGUGCUGUGCCCUCCUGUCAGUCCUACUACUAGCUCCAGCUGAAAUUCCCAGCUCCGCUCCACCACCUCCCACAUGAUUGCAGAUACCUGCAGCAGCAACUCGGCUGUCCUCUCACCUCACCUCACCACGCCAACCUGACACACCUUCCUGUUAGUUAGUUGCUACUUGCCCUCACCGCCACCGCCACCGCACCGGAAGAGGCUAUUUCCUUCACUCGCUUCUGCAGGAAGAUCCUGGGUUUCUUUGGUGCUUCCUGCAGCAGUCACUCAUCCUCCUUUCUGCCUUUCUUGAUUAGUUUUCUUGGCCAAGAAUUCGGGGCCGGCCAUGGGGAAGAAGGGCAAGUGGCUCGGCGCCGUCAAGAAGGUGUUCAGCCCUGAAUCCAAAGAGAAGAAGGAGGAGAAACUGAGGAAGAAAUUGGCUGCAAGCGACCCAACUCCAACAGAUCUAACCCCUUCUACUUCCUUGGAAGUCAAUGCCUCGAUGCCGCCGCCACCUCCUGCUCUUCCAGUUCCUCGCCAAACUGAGGAUUUCAAGGUCCCUGAAGCUGAGCAGGAGCAGAGCAAGCAUGUUACUGUUGAGGCAGCCCCUGAAACUCCGGCGCAGACAUCGUCGGUAUUGCCACCUGGCAUAUCGAGCGAAGAGCUCUCGGCAAUCAAGAUCCAGACCGCGUUCCGUGGUUAUCUGGCAAGAAGAGCAUUACGAGCCUUGCGAGGCCUUGUUAGAUUGAGGUUAUUGGUCGAUGGUAAUUCAGUUAAGCGUCAAGCUGCAAGCACUCUGCGCUGUAUGCAGACUCUAGCUCGGGUGCAGUCACAGAUACGUUCAAGAAGGCUGAAGAUGUCUGAGGAGAACCAGGCCCUUCAGCGCCAGCUCCUGCUGAAACAGGAACUGGAGAGUUUGAGGAUGGGAGAGCACUGGGAUGACAGCACCCAAUCCAAGGAGAAGAUUGAGGCAAGUCUAGUAAGCAAGCAAGAGGCUGCAAUUAGAAGAGAGAGAGCACUUGCAUAUGCAUUUUCCCAUCAGUGGAAGAGCAGUUCAAGGUCCUCCAACCCAAUGUUUGUAGACCCAAACAACCCGCACUGGGGCUGGAGCUGGUUGGAGCGCUGGAUGGCAGCAAAGCCUUCUGACGGUGGCCGCACUGGGACUAACAAGGAAAGCAACGGUGACAACAUAUCUGUGAAGAGUAUAAGUUUGAACCUCGGAGAGGGUGAGAUCACAAAAGCCUUCAAAAGUCGGAGCAUCAAGCCAGACAAGUCGUCACCAACGACUCCAAAGCUGACCCGCCCAGCCUCCCGGCUAUCCCCUUCAACACCCUCUGCGAAAGUAACACCAAUUGUUGAGAAGAAGAAACCUGCUACACCAAAGAACAGGCUUCCGCAGGUGGAUGACGAUGCGAGGAGUGUCCUCAGCGUGCAGUCCGAGCGACCAAGGCGGCACAGUAUAGCCACCUCAACUGUACGGGAUGACGAGAGUCUCGCAAGCUCUCCAUCAGUCCCAAGUUACAUGGCCGCCACGAAAUCCGCAAGGGCCAAGUCCCGCCUCCAAGGGUCGCCAUUGGUCGAUGCUGCAGAGACACCAGAGAAAGUAAGCCCUGUUGCGUCUGUCAAGAAGAGGCUGUCCUUCCCAGCUGGUUCAGCGUCUCCGUUGCCAAUGAGGAGGCAUUCUGGUCCUCCCAAGGUGGCAGAGAGUGUGGUGAAGGACAUUGCUGAGGCACCACAGCUGGAGGCCCUGGCGAUCAAUGGCUGAAACAAGUAAUUCACACACGUGGCAAGAGGAGGCUAUGGUUAUGCAGAUAUACAGAUUCCACUCAUGAACAAAGGUUUAAAGUUCAAUCAGAUGUAUGGAUUAUUGGCAUUUUUCUUUUGUCCGGUUAUGAUGGCUGCAUUGUUGGCUUCAUUAGGAGAAGAUUCUCGGUGUCUGUCAGUUCAUUCCAUUUGUUGCUUGUGUAAAACUAUAUGGGUUUGUCACCGGAACCUUUGAUGCUGAUGUUUGUACGUAAGAGGUCUUAUAUUUAUGCGAGCAAUAUAUUUCUUCCA